Apis cerana (Asiatic honeybee) is the source of this 2769-nucleotide messenger RNA. RefSeq names its product mitogen-activated protein kinase kinase kinase 7. Lineage: Eukaryota; Metazoa; Arthropoda; Insecta; Hymenoptera; Apidae. Gene Ontology annotation, biological process: JNK cascade; immune response; positive regulation of canonical NF-kappaB signal transduction. The record is from RefSeq and is a predicted model, not a curated record. Gene Ontology annotation, molecular function: MAP kinase kinase kinase activity; ATP binding.
GAAUUACGAAUAUCGAUUGAUGAAUGUAAUUUUCUUGUUACAUAUGUCUUCUAAAUAUUAAUAAAAUGGAAAAUAUCAAAGGAGCUUGAGUUCAAGUUUAAAUAAAUACUCAGUUAUAAUAAAUACGUUCGAUAAUUAAAUGUACCCUGAAAUUAAUGUGAUGUUAACUGUGUGUGAUGGCGGAUAAAGAGUUAGUAAGCCAUCAGCAGCAGUUUGUAGAAGAAAUUAAUUAUGAUGAAAUUGAAACCGAGCAGGUAGUGGGAAAAGGUUCUUUUGGAGUAGUAUGGAAAGGAAAAUGGAAAGGUCAAUAUGUUGCUAUAAAAUAUAUAAAUUCUGAAGGUGAAAAAAAAGCCUUUACUAUAGAAGUUAGGCAAUUAUCUAGAGUUAUACAUCCUAAUAUUGUAAAACUUUAUGGUGCAUGUACAAAAAAUCCAGUUUGUCUAGUUAUGGAAUAUGCAGAAGGCGGCUCUUUAUAUAAUGUUUUACAUUGUAAUCCUCAACCACAAUAUACUGCAGGUCAUGCAAUGAGUUGGGCUUUGCAAUGUGCACGUGGUGUUGCAUAUCUUCACAAUAUGAAACCAAAACCUUUAAUUCAUAGAGAUUUAAAACCACCAAAUCUGUUGUUGGUAAUGGGUGGACAAACUCUUAAAAUUUGUGAUUUUGGUACUGCUUGUGAUUUAAAUACUUAUAUGACUAAUAACAAAGGUUCUGCUGCUUGGAUGGCUCCAGAAGUAUUUGAGGGUUCCAGAUACACAGAAAAGUGUGAUGUAUUUAGUUGGGGUGUUAUUUUGUGGGAAAUAUUAUCAAGGAAGAAACCAUUUGAUGAAAUUGGUGGUUCAGCUUAUAGAAUAAUGUGGGCAGUACAUAUAGGACAAAGACCUCCUUUAAUUGAAGGUUGUCCAAAACCUCUUGAGGAUCUUAUGACUAGAUGUUGGCAUAAAUCUCCUGAAGAAAGACCAUCAAUGGACGAAGUUGUAGAAAUAAUGACGAUUUUAUCGCAAUUUUUUAAUGAACAUUUGGAACCUGUGGAAUAUUCCCGAAGUUCGUAUAAAUAUAUUGAAUCAGAGAAAAUUAAUGAAAAUCAUAUUUCUAAAGAUGAUACUUUAGAUGUAACUGAUAGUAUGAAUUCUGAAAUAAAUGGAUAUGCUGCAAAUGGUACUAUUAAAAUUAAUGUACCUGUUUCCAAAGAAAAUUCAGAAAUUUUAAAUGGAAGAAACAAUUCAUCGAAUUCCUUCUACGAUUUCAAGAAUUCAUCUUCUAAAAAUAAUAUUUCAUCAAAUAUUGUAUCCAACAAAAAAUUUCAAAUCAAAGAUUUUCCACAACUUUAUGUUGAAUGCGAUCCGAAUGCUUGGGAAUUGCCAAAUUCGGACCCUUCAUUGGAAUCUUCUAUUCUGAAAAUAAAGAAUACUACUCAAAGUAAUAGUACUACUGAUAAAGAUUUAGAUAAUGUUUACCGACUUUUGGAUGCGGAUUUGAGACCAUUGACACCUGAUCAAACUUGCGAAAGAUCAAAAGAAAUUUUUGAGGAACACAAACAACUUGCGCAAGAAUAUUUGAAAGUUCAAACGGAAAUAGCGCUCUUGGGUCAACAUAAAAAUGAAAUGCUUAAAAAUUUGACGAUAGAUAGUUUAAGACAGCAAGAAGAACUUAGAAAACUAGAAGAUGAAAAAGAAUCUCUAAUAAAGCUAUAUCGAAAUUUGAAACGACAGUUAGAAAUCAUGAAAAAUCAGAGAAUGAACAAUGUUCUUUUAAGCAAUGCUCAAAUGGAUCCGACAGUUUCUGGAAACAAUGGAUGGUUUGUGGUACCUUGUCAAAAUCCUUCAAGACAUUCUUGAAUAUUUAAAUUAGUUUUCUCCUGCAAGUUUUCUCCUCAUCAAAUCACAAUUUUGUCAUAAUUUUCUUUUUUUUUAUAGCAGAUGAAAUAUAGCAUUUUUGUAAAUAUAAAAAACAUGAGAAUUCUUUAACUAGGCUUUAUUUCAUGAAAAUCUAAAAAUUAAUUGAGUGAUGCAAUUUCUUAAGUAUAAUUGUACAUAAAAGCAUUAUUUUUUUGCAUUUCGAAAACGUUUAUUAAGAUUUCUAUAUUUCUAUAUAAUAAAUAAUGCUAUAUUAUAUAUAAUAUAAUAAGUAAUAUUUUUUCAAAUAAAUAUUACAAAGAAUUUGAUAAAAUUAAGUUUGAUAAAAUAAGUUUUACAUAUAUUUUAUUUUCAUUGUUCAUAUAAAAAUAUAGAUUUUAAAAAAAAUUUUUAAAAUUUGAUAAAUUUUAGAAAAAAUUGUGAUUUAUUUUAGUCUGCUAUAUGUAAUUAUUUCAACAUUAUAACAAAAUGAAUCUGAUUUAACAACAGUUGUAUAAAAAUAUCAAAAAUUAUAUUAAAGAAUAUUUUUAUUUUUAUAUGAUUGAUGAUUAUAGAAUCAAUAAUUAGUUAAUCGCACUGCCUGCGAUUUUGUUAUUAUUAUAUUUAUUUAUGUAAAAAUUAACAUCAAUAUGAUUAAAAAUAUAUCUUUGUCAUUUAAUUUAUAUUUGUAUACAAAAUAUCAAUCAUAUUUUUAGAGGAUUGAUUCUAGAAAAAACAAACGUAAUAAAUUGGUAUAUAAAAAUGUCAGUUUAUUUAUUAAAUUAUAAAUAGUUGAUGUUUAUGUUAAAUGAAACAUUAGAAAAUAAAAUGAAAUAAUUUUAUUUCCAUUAAAUCACCAUCUCAUUCUGUUUUGCUUUAUUUAAUGUAAAUUGCUUAUAAUUUAAUAAAUUUUAACUGACAAUUUUUUAUAAUAAUA